AUGUCAGAAAUUGUCAUGCAGAGACAAGAAAUGGCCAAUCGACUGAAACAAGAGACUGAGUUGGAAAAGACACAUCUUAUAGAACGAAAGGCAGAGCAGAAGCAAGACAGAGAGGAUCUGGAUAGAGAGAGUGAGAUGAUGAACAAAGAGAAAUUGGACUUGGAGCUGAUGAGGUCUGACAUCCUGAAACAAAGUGACAUAUUAGAACAAGUGAUACAAGAUAUAAAAGAGGAAAAAGACAAACUGGAAAUCACAAAGACUGAGCUACAAAAGAAGAAAGAACAUGCAGACAGUCAGUUUGAUGAGAUCAACAGACAGAAAACCAACAUUAAAGAUCUGACACUUCAGCUUCAGACAGAAAGAGACAAACUUGAGAAUGUCAUGAACAUGAUAACCUUAAAACAAGAGGAACAUCAACUCAAGGAAGAAGAGUUCAAAAGACAAACACAAGUACUGGAAACCAGUAAGAACAGUGUACUGUUAGAAAGAGAAGAACUGGAACUUUUGAGGAAGGAUCUCAACAGGAAGAAAGAAGAGGUUGAAACUGCCAUGAUCACCAUCAAUGGAGAGAGAGAACAACUCAAUGAGAUGAAGAGUAGUACUGACCUGGACAGACGAAUGCUCGAGAAAGAAAAGGACAGAAUGGAAGGAGAAAGGUCUGAGCUGAAAAUAAGAGAAGAUCAACUCCUGAAUGAAAUGAAAUCCCUAGAAUAUCUGAGGGAAAACCUGCAACAGCUGGAUGUAAGGAUGAGUGAAGAUGUGAAAAACAAAAUCAUGAGACUGGAACAAAACAAUGAAGACUUACUAAAACUGUUGAGUGUUUUGGGGAAAAAGCAUGAGGCUCUGGAUAAACUGAAGGAAAAUAUGUCAUCUUACACUGAGACAUUAGAGAGAGAAAGAGAAGGGUUGAAGAGUACGAUGUCAGAAAUUGUCAUGCAGAGACAAGAAAUGGCCAAUCGACUGAAACAAGAGACUGAGUUGGAAAAGACACAUCUUAUAGAACGAAAGGCAGAGCAGAAGCAAGACAGAGAGGAUCUGGAUAGAGAGAGUGAGAUGAUGAACAAAGAGAAAUUGGACUUGGAGCUGAUGAGGUCUGACAUCCUAAAACAAAGUGACAUAUUAGAACAAGUGAUACAAGAUAUAAAAGAGGAAAAAGACAAACUGGAAAUCACAAAGACUGAGCUACAAAAGAAGAAAGAACAUGCAGACAGUCAGUUUGAUGACAUCAACAGACAGAAAACCAACAUUAAAGAUCUGACACUUCAGCUUCAGACAGAAAGAGACAAACUUGACAAUGUCAUGAACAUGAUUACCUUAAAACAAGAAGAACAACAACUCAAGGAAGAAGAGUUCAAAAGACAAACACAAGAACUGGAAACCAGUAAGAACAGUGUACUGAGAGAACAACUCAAUGAGAUGAAGAGUAGUACUGACCUGGACAGACGAAUGCUCGUGAAAGAAAAGGACAGAAUGGAAGGAGAAAGAUCAGAGCUGAAAAUAAGAGAAGAUCAACUCCAGAAUGAAAUGAAAUCCCUAGAAUAUCUGAGGGAAAAACUGCAACAGCUGGAUGAAAGGAUGAGUGAAGAUGUGAAAAACAAAAUCAUGAGACUGGAACAAAACAAUGAAGACUUACUAAAACUGUUGAGUGUUUUGGGGAAAAAGCAUGAGGCUCUGGAUAAACUGAAGGAAAAUAUGUCAUCUUACACUGAGAUAUUAGAAAGAGAAAGAGAAGGGUUGAAGAGUACGAUGUCAGAAAUUGUUAUGCAGAGACAAGAAAUGGCCAAUCGACUGGAACAAGAGGCUGAGUUGGAAAAGACACAUCUUAUAGAACUAAAGGCAGAGCAGAAGCAAGACAGAGAGGAUCUGGAUAGAGAGAGUGAGAUGAUGAACAAAGAGAAACUGGACUUGGAGAUGAUGAGGUCUGACAUACUGAAACAAAGUGACAUAUUAGAACAAGUGAUACAAGAUAUAGACGAGGAAAAAGAAAAACUGAAAAACACAAAGACUGAGCUACAACAGAAGAAAGAACAUGCAGAAAGUCAGUUUUAUGAGAUCAACAGAGAGAAAAUCAACAUUGAAGAUCUGACCAUUCAGCUUCAGACAGAAAGAGACAAACUUGACAAUGUCAUGAACAUGAUAACCUUAAAACAAGAAGAACAACAACUCAAGGAAGAAGAGUUCAUAAGACAAAUACAAGUACUGGAAACCAGUAAGAACAGUGUACUGUUAGAAAGAGAAGAACUGGAACUUUUGAGGAAGGAUCUCAACAGGAAGAAAGAAGAGGUUGAAACUGCCAUGAUCACCAUCAAUGGAGAGAGAGAACAACUCAAUGAGAUGAAGAGUAGUAUUGACCUGGACAGACGAAUGCUCGAGAAAGAAAAGGACAGAAUGGAAGGAGAAAGGUCUGAGCUGAAAAUAAGAGAAGAUCAACUCCUGCAUGAAAUGAAAUCCCUAGAAUAUCUGAGGGAAAAACUGCAACAGCUGAAUGAAAGGAUGAGUGAAGAUGUGAAAAACAAAAUCAUGAGACUGGAACAAAACAAUGAAGACUUACUAAAACUGUUGAGUGUUUUGGGGCAAAAGCAUGAGGCUCUGGAUAAACUGAAGGAAAAUAUGUCAUCUUACACUGAGAUAUUAGAAAGAGAAAGAGAAGGGUUGAAGAGUACAAUGUCAGAAAUUGUCAUGCAGAGACAAGAAAUGGCCAAUCGACUGAAAAAAGAGACUGAGUUGGAAAAGACACAUCUUAUAGAACUAAAGGCAGAGCAGAAGCAAGACAGAGAGGAUCUGGAUAGAGAGAGUGAGAUGAUGAAAAAAGAGAAACUGGACUUGGAGCUGAUGAGGUCUGACAUCCUGAAACAAAGUGACAUAUUAGAACAAGUGAUACAAGAUAUAAAAGAGGAAAAAGACAAACUGGAAAUCAGAAAGACUGAGCUACAAAAGAAGAAAGAACAUGCAGACAGUCAGUUUGAUGAGAUCAACAGACAGAAAACCAACAUUAAAAAUCUGACCCUUCAGCUUCAGACAGAAAGAGACAAACUUGACAAUGUCAUGAACAUGAUUACCUUAAAACAAGAAGAACAACAACUCAAGGAAGAAGAGUUCAAAAGACAAACACAAGAACUGGAAACCAGUAAGAACAGUGUAUUGGUAGAAAGAGAAGAACUGGAACUUUUGAGGAAGGAUCUCAACAGGAAGAAAGAAGAGGUUGAAGCUGCCAUGAACAUCAUCAGUAGAAGAUCAACUCUGAAUGAAAUGAAAUCCCUAGAAUAUCUGAGGGAAAAACUGCAACAGCUGAAUGAAAGGAUGAGUGAAGAUGAAAACAAAAUCAUGAGACUGGAACAAAACAAUGAAGACUUAUUGAAACUGUUGAGUGUUUUGGAGCAAAAGCAUGAGGUUCUGGAUAAACUUAAGGAAAAUAUGUCAUCUUACACUGAGACAUUAGAGAGAGAAAGAGAAGGGUUGAAGAGUACGAUGUCAGAAAUUGUCAUGCAGAGACAAGAAAUGGCCAAUCGACUGAAACAAGAGACUGAGUUGGAAAAGACACAUCUUAUAGAACUAAAGGCAGAGCAGAAGCAAGACAGAGAGGAUCUGGAUAGAGAGAGUGAGAUGAUGAACAAAGAGAAACUGGACUUGGAGCUGGUGAGGUCUGACAUCCUGAAACAAAGUGACAUAUUAGAACAAGUGAUACAAGAUAUAAAAGAGGAAAAAGACAAACUGGAAAUCACAAAGACUGAGCUACAAAAGAAGAAAGAACAUGCAGACAGUCAGUUUGAUGAGAUCAACAGACAGAAAACCAACAUCAAAAAUCUGACCCUUCAGCUUCAGACAGAAAGAGACAAACUUGACAAUGUCAUGAACAUGAUUACCUUAAAACAAGAAGAACAACAACUCAAGGAAGAAGAGUUCAAAAGACAAACACAAGAACUGGAAACCAGUAAGAACAGUGUAUUGGUAGAAAGAGAAGAACUGGAACUUUUGAGGAAGGAUCUCAACAGGAAGAAAGAAGAGGUUGAAGCUGCCAUGAACAUCAUCAGUAGACAAGAAAUGGCCAAUCGACUGAAACAAGAGGCUGAGUUGGAAAAGACACAUCUUAUAGAACUAAAGGCAGAGCAGAAGCAAGACAGAGAGGAUCUGGAUAGAGAGAGUGAGAUGAUGAACAAAGAGAAACUGGACUUGGAGAUGAUGAGGUCUGACAUACUGAAACAAAGUGACAUAUUAGAACAAGUGAUACAAGAUAUAGACGAGGAAAAAGAAAAACUGAAAAACACAAAGACUGAGCUACAACAGAAGAAAGAACAUGCAGAAAGUCAGUUUUAUGAGAUCAACAGAGAGAAAAUCAACAUUGAAGAUCUGACCAUUCAGCUUCAGACAGAAAGAGACAAACUUGACAAUGUCAUGAACAUGAUAACCUUAAAACAAGAAGAACAACAACUCAAGGAAGAAGAGUUCAUAAGACAAAUACAAGUACUGGAAACCAGUAAGAACAGUGUACUGUUAGAAAGAGAAGAACUGGAACUUUUGAGGAAGGAUCUCAACAGGAAGAAAGAAGAGGUUGAAACUGCCAUGAUCACCAUCAAUGGAGAGAGAGAACAACUCAAUGAGAUGAAGAGUAGUAUUGACCUGGACAGACGAAUGCUCGAGAAAGAAAAGGACAGAAUGGAAGGAGAAAGGUCUGAGCUGAAAAUAAGAGAAGAUCAACUCCUGAAUGAAAUGAAAUCCCUUGAAUAUCUGAGGGAAAAACUGCAACAGCUGAAUGAAAGGAUGAGUGAAGAUCUGAUGAGGUCUGACAUCCUGAAACAAAGUGACAUAUUAGAACAAGUGAUACAAGAUAUAAAAGAGGAAAAAGACAAACUGGAAAUCAGAAAGACUGAGCUACAAAAGAAGAAAGAACAUGCAGACAGUCAGUUUGAUGAGAUCAACAGACAGAAAACCAACAUUAAAGAUCUGACACUUCAGCUUCAGACAGAAAGAGACAAACUUGACAAUGUCAUGAACAUGAUUACCUUAAAACAAGAAGAACAACAACUCAAGGAAGAAGAGUUCAAAAGACAAACACAAGAACUGGAAACCAGUAAGAACAGUGUACUGGUAGAAAGAGAAGAACUGGAACUUUUGAGGAAGGAUCUCAACAGGAAGAAAGAAGAGGUUGAAGCUGCCAUGAACAUCAUCAGUGUAGAAAGAGACCAACUCAAUCGGAAGAAGAAUAGUACUGACAUGGACAGACGAAUGCUAGAGAAUGAAAAGGACAGAAUGGAAGGAGAAAGGUCUGACCUGAAAAUAAGAGAAGAUCAACUCUUGAAUGAAAUGAAAUCCCUAGAAUAUCUGAGGGAAAAACUGCAACAGCUGAAUGAAAGGAUGAGUGAAGAUGUGAAAAACAAAAUCAUGAGACUGGAACAAAACAUUGAAGACUUACUAAAACUGUUGAGUGUUUUGGGGCAAAAGCAUGAGGCUCUGGAUAAACUGAAGGAAAAUAUGUCAUCUUACACUGAGAUAUUAGAAAGAGAAAGAGAAGGGUUGAAGAGUACGAUGUCAGAAAUUGUCAUGCAGAGACAAGAAAUGGCCAAUCGACUGAAACAAGAGACUGAGUUGGAAAAGACACAUCUUAUAGAACGAAAGGCAGAGCAGAAGCAAGACAGAGAGGAUCUGGAUAGAGAGAGUGAGAUGAUGAACAAAGAGAAAUUGGACUUGAGCUGA
Messenger RNA from Perca flavescens (yellow perch), 5691 nucleotides. RefSeq names its product trichohyalin-like. The transcript is spliced from 5 exons. Bases 1 to 5691 code for a protein of 1896 amino acids. The record is from RefSeq and is a predicted model, not a curated record. NCBI's taxonomy places the organism in Eukaryota, Metazoa, Chordata, Actinopteri, Perciformes, Percidae.